UUACCGCAAAGUGAUAAGAAUUUAGAAUGCAAGAUGAUGCAAGAUGUUCUACCAAUGAAAAAUGAGACACAUUAUUAAAUUUCCCUUACGUACUCACAAACAAACCAGCGCCUUAUAUAGUGAAGUGUAACAUUAGCAACCUUAUACGACGAAUUGAUUGCAAUAUUAAGUGCAUUUUCAAAGAGGUUACAUGUAGUAUUAUUAAAAUGACUUUUCCUGAUGAAAAUGGGUUUUCCACCGGUCGACCAGCACGUGGAAAUCAAGCAGGUGGAGUAACGAUAAAACAGGCAUUUGAUGAUGGGGGUAUCAAAGCGGGAGCUGCGCGUGCGGUGCGCUUAGCCUAUGGCGUGCUCUCUCGGCGAAAAGCGGCCGAAGAGGGUGUAGCCAGGCUCGCUCGAGUGCUGUCUGCCCUCGACCUGACCGCGCUGGGCGUGGGCAGCACGCUGGGCGUGGGCGUCUACGUACUGGCCGGUGACGUGGCGAAGAAUUACGCUGGGCCGGCGGUUGUGCUGUCAUUCUUGCUGGCGGCUGUAGCUAGCGUGUUUGCUGGUCUAUGUUAUGCUGAGUUCGGGGCUCGCGUGCCCAAAGCGGGCUCGGCUUACGUGUACAGUUACGUGUGUGUUGGCGAGUUCAUCGCCUUCAUUAUAGGGUGGAACCUUAUACUCGAAUAUAUUAUAGGUGCAGCAUCAGUAACAAAAGCGCUAAGUGAAUACCUAGACUCGUUGCUAGGUAAAGCUAUCUCUAGCCACCUGUACCAGUGGAUGCCAAUGGAUUCACCACACUUGGCCAAGUACCCCGAUAUCUUCGCAUUUACCGUCAUUAUGGUGUUUUCUGUUGCGCUCGCGUUUGGCGUGAAGGAGUCGACGAAAUUCAACAACUUCUGCACUGGUGUCAAUCUGUGUGUGGUACUUUUUGUCAUCAUAUCUGGCUCUUUUAAAGCGGACACAAAGAACUGGCGCAUCCCCGCUUCGGAAGUACCCAAAUCGGAGACGAAAGACUUUGGCAGCGGGGGCUUCGCCCCGUACGGGCUUGCGGGUAUCAUUCGUGGGGCUGCGAUUUGCUUUUAUGGUUUUAUCGGCUUCGACUGCGUGGCGACGGCCGGCGAGGAGGCGCGGCGGCCGCAGAAGAGCAUCCCGUUCGCGGUGGUGGCGUCGCUGCUCAUCGUGUUCCUGGCCUACUGCGGCGUCUCCUCCGUGCUCACGCUCAUGAUGCCCUACUACAUGCAGGACGAGAAGGCGCCGUUCCCGUUCGUGUACGACCAGCUGGGCUGGAGCUGGGCCAAGUACGCCGUCAGCGUGGGCGCCAUUUGUGCUCUGUGCUCCAGUCUGCUGGGCGCGGUGUUCCCCCUCCCGCGGAUCAUAUACGCGAUGUCGUCGGACGGGCUGCUGUUCCAGUUCAUGGGCCGCGUCAGCGAGAAGUAUCACACGCCGCUCGUCGGCACCAUGGUCGCCGGCCUCUUUACUGGUACGCUAGCAAUGAUAUUCGAGCUGGAACAACUCAUCCACAUGAUGUCCAUCGGCACGCUCCUGGCCUACUCCAUGGUGGCUUCCUGCGUGUUACUGCUCAGAUACGAGCGCAGCCAAAGCGUCCACCGCGCCCCGGAAGCCCUGAACCUGAGUGCCGCCGCGUGGUGUCGGCAGCUGCUCAACCUGGACCGGCUCACCACGCCCAACAGGCUCAGCUCCGCGCUGGUGGCCGUGCUUGUCACGCUCUAUGGCGUGUGGUGCUUCAUCAUGAUGGGCAGCAUCAAGUCGCACGGCGAGGCGAUCCUGCGCGGCGAGCUGGCGCCGGCGGCGGCGGCGGCGGCGGCCGCGCUGCUCGUGCUGGCCACGCUCUACGCGAUCUCGCGCCAGCCCGUCUCCGAGAAGAAGCUGGCCUUCUCGGUCCCGCUGGUGCCGUGGUUGCCCGGGCUCAGCAUACUCAUUAACGUGUACCUGAUGUUGAAUCUCGACUACAUGACGUGGAUUCGGUUCGCGGUCUGGAUAGCUGCUGGUCUCCUGAUAUACAUAACGUACGGCGCGUGGCACAGUUCCGAACGGCGGCGGAAUCACGACGCCGUGCAGCUCGCCGACCUGCACAACGACAGCCAGACGGCGCUGCUGCAGCACAACACGCUGACCCACGCGCUCGGCUGACAGCCGGCGCUGACCCAGCCGGGCGCGGACCUGGUCAGCCCGAGUAGCACGGUUGUCUCCUUCGUAUCUAGUAUCUAGUUGACUGAAUGACAGCAAAUGCUGAGACUAUAAUAUGUGACGAUAAUGGAUGAAUUUGAAAAUGUACGUGUAACUCGUUACAGAAAUGGAUAGAUUGUUUUUCACAUGCAAUGCAAUUAUACUCGAAUAUGUAGGAAAAGACAGUUUACAAAUUUAAAUUGUCUAAUAUAAGUUUAAUACACGAUUGACAAUCGAUUUUCGUCGAAAAAGAUUACAUUGUGUAUUUAUUUUGUACAAAUUUAUUUUGCAUUUUAAUCUAUUUUUUGUAUUGUAUUGCAACACUGCCAAAUUGCAUCGAAGCAUUAUAAAAUUCCAUAAUGAUCGGUUGUUGUUACCACUUUUUUACAAUUCAAUGAAAAAAUAACUAAACGGUAAAUGAAAUGUAAAUAAGGUUGAAUUUAAUUUGACUUUAUCAUACAAAACACUUAUUAAAAACAUAUGAAACCUUUUUUAUUAUACAGUGCCACCAAUAUAUCUCUGAUAAAAAAGGGUGUCGUCGCCGUCACUUUAGUGUUACCUUUAGAAUAAUAAACCGGGCAUCGAUAUUAAUAGAUUUCGCCAUAUUGAACAUAAAAAGAAAAAUUUUAAAGGUAGCAAUAAAACACAGAACCCUCGAAGAAGUCAAUAAUGAAAAUUCAACUGCUUUAGUUAACGUUUUCGCCAUUUCAAAGAUAAAUUGAUGUCACUGUAGAUGAAUAAAACAAACACACAAACAACAACUAAAUGUUUAGGCGACUCGUUGAAUCUCUUCUGUUCCUUAAUUACCAAAGUAUUCAAAUAUCUGAUGUAUUACCAAAGUACUUAACAUUAUUCUCUACUAACUGCCAAUAUAUUAAAUUUCAUUUAACACGACUAGAAAUAGAUUUUAAUGUAGGCUUUAUACCUCAGUUAUAAGGUGUAGUUUCCCAUGUCACAUUUGUUUGCUUUAUAUACCAUUUUAUAUAUUAUUUAUAAUAUGUGAGUCCUUAAUUAAAAAUGGGAGUGAAAACAUUGUGAAAGCUGACAUAACUACUAUUAGAAAAAAAUUGUUUAUUUUUCAAAACUUUAGCUGUAGAGGACUUUUAGAAAAAGUUAUAUAUUAGUACAAUUUAUAUAUUUAUAAAAUAAUCUUAAGUGUAAUAUCAAUAUUAAUGAGUGUAAAGGUUUGUAAAAUGUAAGGGCAAGGAAUUUUUAACAUAAAAUAUAGAUCUGAGAGGAAGCAAAAACCAUUUUUAACCGCAGACUCCAUUGUCUUAGAUACAAUUAUUUCGGACAAUAGUAAGAAAGGGCUUAUUAUAAAUUGCUAUUUAUUAAUGCCACAA
Molecule: messenger RNA, 3514 nt
Organism: Zerene cesonia (dogface butterfly)
Lineage: Eukaryota; Metazoa; Arthropoda; Insecta; Lepidoptera; Pieridae
Product: cationic amino acid transporter 2-like
Exons: 14
Coding region: 207-2135 (642 amino acids)
Biological process (GO): amino acid transport; transmembrane transport
Cellular component (GO): plasma membrane
Molecular function (GO): amino acid transmembrane transporter activity
Source: RefSeq, a predicted model, not a curated record